Messenger RNA from Arachis ipaensis, 1002 nucleotides. RefSeq lists its product as uncharacterized. NCBI's taxonomy places the organism in Eukaryota, Viridiplantae, Streptophyta, Magnoliopsida, Fabales, Fabaceae. The record is from RefSeq and is a predicted model, not a curated record.
AUGAGGUAUGACGGAACGCAGGACCCGCUGGAACACCUCACGGCCUUUGAAGCCAGGAUGAACCUGGAGGGAGUGGGAGACGAGGUAAGGUGCCGCGCAUUCCCGGCCACUCUGGCGGGACCUGCAAUACGGAUCGCCAAAGCGAAGCACCCAAUCAACCUGCUCGGGGUGACUCAGCGACCCGACGAGCCGACCAGGAAAUACUUAAACAGAUUCAACGACGAGUGCCUAGAAAUCGACGGGCUGACAGACUCGGUUGCAAGCUUGUGCCUGACAAACAGACUCCUGAACGAGGACUUCAGAAAACACCUCACCACGAAGCCAGUGUGGACCAUGCAGGAGAUCCAAUGUGUAGCCAAGGAGUACAUCAACGACGAAGAAGUGAGCCAAGUCGUGGCCGCCAACAAACGGCAGCCCUCCUACCACCAGGACCGGCAGCACGGGAGCAGAGAAGGACAAAAGGAACACGCCAGGGACGGCGAUUCGAGAAAAGCACCCAAACUGUUUCCUCGGGUCAGAAAGUUCACCAAUUACACUCCCCUCACCUCACCAAUCAUGGAGGUUUAUCAACAAAUUGCCGAAAAAGGGAUCUUGUCGAAACCCCGACCACUGAAGGAACGAACAGGGGGAAAUCGAAGCCUCUACUGCGACUACCACAAAGGCUAUGGGCACAAAACACAGGAUUGCUUCGACCUGAAGGAUGCAUUAGAGCAAGCGAUCAGGGACGGGAAGCUAGAUGAAUUCUCCCACCUCAUUAGGGAGCCGAGACGACGGAAUCGCGACCACGACGGCGAGGAUAGGACCCGGGCGGCCAAGCAACGCCAAGAACCGGAGGAAGACGACCGAGGCUUCACCAUAGUGAAUGGGGUAACAGCUAGGAACGCGGCACCUAGGUCGAGGUCGGCACAAAGAAAAGAUGCCAAAGUCCUGGCGGUCUCCUCGUCCUCUGCGCGAGGCACGAGGAAGCUCCCACACAUUUCGUUCGGCCCGAAAGAUCAGUAG